AUGAUUGACGAAUACAAUCAUCAUCAUCAUGAUGAUCUCACGUCUGUUUCGUACGAAGUUCUCUCCGAUGAUGGUUUGAAGGAUAAUGGUUCAUUUGGUGCUCAUGUCAAACAAGAAGUCAAUGAAAAACACUACAAUGUCGUAUGUUAUGGUCCAAUAAAAGUACGAGUCAGCACGCGAAGCACUCCGACUUUGUUAAGUGGCCGUCGAUCGAAAUUUUAUCCGCUCGAAGGUGAAGAAGCCACGAAACGAGAAUUAAAACGCGAGAAGAAUCGUCGAACAGCUCGAAUGUUAAAAGAACGACACAUUCAAAUCGAACUUGGUCUAAUGAACGAACUGAGUGCGCUGCAGACUAAAGAAAAAACUUUGCUUGAGGAAAUCAAUAAUCUCGAAUCCUACAAGGGAUUUCUUAAAGAUCGAUUUCAUGAACAACAAUUCGAACGAAAGGAAAAGUCAGGCCGAGAGCGAACAAAAGAAACAGAGGUGACUGUCUCGCCCAAAUCCGACUCAGAACCAAUAAAAACAGAACAAUCUCCUACACCACCACGAUGGGAGUUGCUUUUUAGUAUCUAA
Messenger RNA from Adineta ricciae, 573 nucleotides. Lineage: Eukaryota; Metazoa; Rotifera; Eurotatoria; Adinetida; Adinetidae. The record is from the annotation of a GenBank genome assembly.